Drosophila obscura is the source of this 1045-nucleotide messenger RNA. RefSeq lists its product as uncharacterized. The record is from RefSeq and is a predicted model, not a curated record. Gene Ontology annotation, molecular function: odorant binding. The coding region runs from base 447 to 1004 and encodes 185 amino acids. The transcript has 3 exons. Lineage: Eukaryota; Metazoa; Arthropoda; Insecta; Diptera; Drosophilidae.
AAUAUAAAAUAACCAAUUUGCAAAUACGCACAAAUGCUUGUAAAUACAUUUCCAUUAUGAAAUAAUAUUAGUAAAUGGCUAUUUAAAUUUAUAUAACUAUGCUGAACCAUAAUUAUCGCAGUCAGGGCUGGACUUGGACACGUUGGGGAUUUCACAUCAGAAGUUUUGGCAAUUGCUGUUUAAUUGCCCGAUCAGUAUUCUAUAUUCAACUAAACUUUAACCUUAGUGCAGUGUCAAUGGCCCAAAAUAUGGAAUUAUAUGUGACAUUGGCCCCAAACAGCAUUCGAUUGCAACAAUGAACCUUUGCUAGGUUUUCUGGUCAUGCGUGGCUGGCACAAUUAAGUGGAUUGGAUUGGUCUCUGCGUUCCAUUAGAGGAUGCCAAGCUGCGUGGGACAUAUAAAAUAGACUGUGUGUCUCCAAUCCAAUCAUUCGGUUAACCACAGCAAUGUCGCCAAGUCUGAUUUUGUUAGUUUCUGUUGUGCUCGGUUUGGCGUUGAGCCCUCAAAGUGCGCUGGGCCAGACAAUCGACUGUCAGAGACCACCUCAACUUGUGGAUCCAUCACUCUGCUGCAGGGACGGCGGUCGCGACCAGAUCGCAGAGAAAUGCGCCCAGCGGAUUAUAGGAGAGGGAAAAGGCUUGCCAUCGCUGGAAACUGCCACAUGUCUGGCUGAGUGCAUCCUCAACACGUCACAGUACAUUCAAGAUCCACAGAAGCUGCACUUGGAGAACAUCCGCAGUAGUCUUUCCGAAAAGUUUUCCAAUGACACCGCUUAUGUGGACGCGAUGGCAGCAGCUUUUACCAAAUGUGAGCCCCAAUCACAACGGCGUCUUGCAGCCAUCCAGCAAUCGCAGCAACAACACAAAUGCAGUCCCUUCUCGGCGAUUGUUCUCGGUUGCACAUACAUGGAGUACUUUAAGAACUGCCCCGUAAAUCGAUGGACGCAGAAUGCGGAAUGUGCCUUGGCUAAGACAUAUGUUACUCAAUGUGGAUUGGGGGCUUAGACUUUUGUUUGUUCAAAAAAUAUAUAAUUUUAAAUAGAAAA